Molecule: messenger RNA, 471 nt
Organism: Brassica oleracea var. oleracea
Lineage: Eukaryota; Viridiplantae; Streptophyta; Magnoliopsida; Brassicales; Brassicaceae
Exons: 3
Coding region: 1-471 (156 amino acids)
Source: RefSeq, a predicted model, not a curated record
AUGGUAAAGCCUGGAGUUGCAACAGCUGCAAAGAUAAGUGAGAGCACAAGAUUUUAUCCCUACUUCAAGGACUGUAUUGGAGCUAUCGAUGGUACACAUAUUUUUGCAAUGAUACCAACUUCUGAUGUUCCAAGCUAUCGUAAUCGCAAAGGAUUUAUAUCACAAAAUGUCCUUGCUGCUUGCAACUUUGAUUUGGAAUUCAUGUAUGUUCUUAGUGGAUGGGAAGGAUCAGCCCAUGAUUCGAAAAUUUUAAGUAAUGCUUUGACCAGGCACUGUAGCAGAUUAACCGUUCCAGAAGGUAUGUACCUAAGUUCGGAAGUUAUCCCUCCAAACAAUGAUCAAGCAAAUUUUGAAGAAGUUGUACAUGUUGGUGCUCUUGAAUCUCAGCAAAGAGAAUAUGCUAACAAUUGGAGAGACACAAUAGCUUUAAGCAUGUGGAAUGACGCUGUAGAAGAUGGAAGUCAGCGUUAA